Pteropus alecto (black flying fox) is the source of this 3283-nucleotide messenger RNA. It is a transcript of the gene DYM, whose product is annotated as dymeclin. The transcript has 19 exons. The record is from RefSeq and is a predicted model, not a curated record. Gene Ontology annotation, biological process: Golgi organization. Lineage: Eukaryota; Metazoa; Chordata; Mammalia; Chiroptera; Pteropodidae. The coding region runs from base 517 to 2526 and encodes 669 amino acids. Gene Ontology annotation, cellular component: Golgi apparatus.
UGGGGGAUCCGCUAGGGCCCCAGCUCCUUGUCAGAGCAGUUAAGGGACUCCCUCCCUUCCCCUCCCCCGGUCAGCGCCGGGAGCUGAGGGGCAGCGCCACCAAGGAGGCGGAGAAGGGUCCCUUCCUGCCAGUGGGGGACGGGACCACCCUGGAAAGGCUGUGCCUGAGCUCUCCCCACCUUCAGGGUACUGUGGCACGCAGAGACGACGGGUCAUGAAUCAUUGAAUGUUUUUGAGCUGCUGAAUGAAAUGAUGGAAGUGGUACUUUUACUAAUAUUAAAAAUAAACUAUCUUUUCCCUUUUAUUCGGAAUAAUACAGUAGUGGAGUGAGCAAAGUGAAUCAAAGUGGAGAGAUUGGAAACAAAGAAACCUGGAUACUGUUGCACUAAGUCAUAUGAGGUUACAGAAGCCUGUCUAGCAUGGAGGCAGCCGGAAUAUAAAGGAAGAGACCAAUUUGAAAGACGGUUGUCGUGUGGAAAUGAAGGUUUAAGGACAAGUUAUCUACCAGAUUAGAAGAUGGGGUCGAACAGCAGCAGAAUCAGUGAUCUUCCUAAAAAUGAGUACUUAAAAAAGUUGUCAGGCACAGAAUCUGUUUCAGAGAAUGACCCGUUCUGGAAUCAGCUUCUCUCGUUUUCCUUCUCUGCACCAACCAGCAGUACUGAGUUGAAGCUCUUGGAAGAGGCAACUAUUUCAGUCUGCAGGUCUUUAGUUGAAAACAAUCCUCGAACAGGAAACCUUGGUGCGUUAAUUAAGGUCUUCCUUUCUAGAACCAAAGAACUAAAACUUUCAGCAGAAUGUCAGAACCACAUCUUCAUUUGGCAGACACACAAUGCUUUGUUUAUUAUUUGCUGUUUGCUGAAAGUGUUCAUUUGUGAGAUGUCGGAGGAGGAAUUACAACUUCAUUUUACUUAUGAAGAAAAAUCAUUUGGCAGUUACAGUUCUGACUCAGAAGAUCUUUUGGAAGAAUUAGUCUGCUGUUUGAUGCAGUUAAUCACUGAUAUUCCACUCUUAGAUAUUACGUAUGAAAUAUCAGUAGAAGCUAUAUCGACAAUGGUUGUUUUUCUUUCCUGCCAACUUUUCCACAAAGAAGUUUUGCGACAGAGCAUCAGUCACAAGUAUUUGAUGCGAGGUCGAUGUCUUCCAUACACCAGCAAACUUGUGAAAACCUUAUUGUAUAACUUUAUCAGACAAGAAAAGCCACCUCCUCCAGGAGCGCGUGUUUUCCCUCAGCCAUCAGAUGGAGGAGGACUACUCUAUGGACUUGCAUCAGGAGUAGCAACUGGACUCUGGACUGUCUUCACACUGGGAGGUGUGGGCAGCAAAGCGGCUGCUGCUCCAGAACUGUCUUCCCCUCUGGCCAACCAGAGUCUCCUGCUCCUCCUGGUACUGGCCAACCUGACAGAUGCUACAGAUGCACCAAAUCCCUACAGACAGGCCAUCAUGUCCUUUAAGAAUACACAAGAUAACAGCCCUUUCCCCUCAUCAAUUCCACAUGCUUUCCAGAUUAAUUUUAACAGUUUGUACACGGCUCUCUGUGAACAGCAGACAUCUGAUCAAGCCACUCUCCUCUUGUAUACAUUGCUCCAUCAGAAUAGUAAUAUUAGAACAUACAUGUUGGCUCGCACAGAUAUGGAAAAUCUUGUUUUACCAAUUCUAGAGAUUCUGUAUCAUGUUGAAGAAAGAAACUCACACCAUGUGUACAUGGCCCUUAUAAUAUUGUUGAUCCUUACAGAAGAUGAUGGCUUCAAUAGAUCCAUUCACGAAGUGAUAUUAAAAAAUAUUACUUGGUAUUCCGAACGGGUUUUAACUGAAAUUUCACUGGGAAGUCUCCUGAUACUGGUUGUAAUAAGAACCAUUCAAUACAACAUGACAAGGACAAGAGACAAGUACCUUCACACAAAUUGUUUGGCAGCUUUGGCAAAUAUGUCGGCACAGUUUCGUUCUCUCCAUCAGUAUGCUGCCCAGAGGAUCAUCAGUUUGUUUUCCUUGCUGUCUAAAAAACACAACAAAGUUCUGGAACAAGCCACACAGUCCUUGAGAGGUUCGCUGAGUUCCAAUGAUGUUCCUCUACCAGAUUAUGCACAAGACCUAAAUGUCAUCGAAGAAGUGAUUCGAAUGAUGUUAGAGAUCAUCAAUUCCUGCCUGACAAAUUCUCUUCACCACAAUCCAAACUUGGUGUAUGCACUGCUGUACAAACGGGAUCUCUUUGAACAGUUUCAAACUCAUCCUUCAUUUCAGGAUAUAAUGCAAAAUAUUGACCUGGUGAUCACCUUCUUUAGCUCAAGGUUGCUACAAGCUGGAGCUGAGCUCUCAGUGGAACGGGUCCUGGAAAUCAUCAAGCAAGGAGUUGUUGCAUUGCCCAAAGACAGGCUGAAGAAAUUUCCAGAAUUGAAAUUCAAAUACGUGGAAGAGGAGCAGCCCGAGGAGUUUUUUAUCCCCUAUGUCUGGUCCCUGGUCUACAACUCGGCUGCAGGCCUGUACUGGAACCCACAGGACAUCCAGCUGUUCACGAUGGAUUCGGACUGAGGGUGGGCUCCACCUCCCACCCCGACCCCCUCCAGCCAAGCAGCCCUCUAGUUAUUUCCUCUCUGGGGAACAGACUUAGACGGAUCGCCUGGUGUAUCUUCAACUAGAGAGGAUCACGCAGGCUCGUUUCCCUUGCACACUUGGAUUGGGAGAAUCGGUGCCCGUUGGCAGUAAAUCAUUCAGCUUAGAUUGUAGUGCAGAAAGUGGGGGGAGGGCAUACACAACAAUAAUAAACACAAAAACCUGCUAUUCCACAUGCAGUUUUAUUUAUUUCUAAACCAAAAUCUAGAGCUUUCUGGGAACCUGAUGCCUAGGGCCUAUAACACUUCACCAGUACAUACUUUUUUUUUUUUGGCAUGUUUAAGAUUUUGUGUGUGUGUUUCCACAUUAAGAACUAUCAGUCUGAAAAGAUGACGAGGCAGGAAUUAAUAAGGAAGUCACGUGUAUGGUGCGGCUGCUUUGCAGCAGGCACAGGGUUUAAUAAACACUGUGCCCGGGCGGUUGGCUAUAAGCCUUUAGCUCCUCUGCCACUUUUCCUCAAAGAAAGAAGUGUCUCCUUCUCACGAAGCCCAGAUUAGCUUUUCUCUGAGCUGUAGCUGAAUUAAAUCGGAGUCUAAUACAAAUUAAGUUAAUCUUCUCUGUAUUAUCGGGAAAAGAAAAUUUUCAUUUCAAAAGCAAUCUUUUUUUUUUCAACCAGACUAAUAGGAGAAAAAGGAGACCAAUUUGAUUAAUACAGUAUCCUACAUGAAAUGCAAAA